AAGGAGGUGACCACCAAGGAAUACCAACGUCCAGAAAUAAAUGGAAACUCCAAAUCCAUCUUACUGGACUAUAUCAUGAUUGCAAAACUCCUGGCUAUUAGAAAUGGAUUGCUAGGAAUUGAUGUAGGAGCUACACUAUCAGUGCUCAACCGCCCUACAGAUCUUUACUACAUUUGGAUGCUACUCCUGACAUGGAGAAGAUUGAGAAACAAUUUGCUAAUCUGAGCAUUGUUAAACGUUCCUCGGAAACUAAAGAGCCUACUUAUUUGCUUGGUAUAGACACAUCAAAAGCUGUACAAGCAGAAAAAGAAAACUUGGUUGCUGUUUUAUGUUCUAAUGGAUCAAUCAGAAUAUAUGAUAAAGAAAGGUUAUAUGUACUACGAGAAUUUAGUGGAUAUCCUGGACUUCUGAAUGGAGUCCGAUUUGCAAGUUCUAGUGACAGUGUAUAUUCAUCAUGUAGCGAUGGCACCGUUAAGUGUUGGGAUGCUCGAUUAGCCAGUGCACAACCUGUCCAGCUAUUCAAGGGUUACCCUUCCAAUAUUUUUAUUAGUUUUGAUAUCAACUGCAAUGAUCAUGUCAUUUGUGCUGGUACAGAAAAAGUUGACGAUGAUGCCUUGUUGGUAUUUUGGGACGCAAGAAUUAGUUCUCAGGAUUUGUCUACUACUAAAGACCCACUUGGAGCAUAUUCAGAGACUCAUAGUGAUGAUGUCACUCAAGUGUGCUUCCAUCCCAACAAUCCCAACAUGUUAGUCUCCGGUUCAACUGAUGGCCUGGUAAAUGUAUUCGAUAUUAGUGUGGAUAAUGAAGAAGAUGCACUGAUUACAACCUGCAACUCCAUUUCAUCAGUAAGCUGUAUUGGUUGGUCUGGAAAGGAUUAUAAACAGAUUUACUGCAUGACACACGAUGAAGGGUUUUCUUGGUGGGAUCUUAAUCAUCUGAAUACUGAUGAACCAAUUACAUGUUUGAACAUCCAAGAUGUCAGAGAAGUGGUUAAUCUGAAAGAAGGUAUUUUGGACUAUUUAAUUGGUGGCCUAUAUCAUGAAAAAAUGGACAAAUUGUUUGUUGUUGGAGGAACAAACACAGGAAUUAUUCACUUAAUGAGCUGCACUACAUCAGGAUUGAGCCAUGUGACCAGCCUUCACGGAGGGCAUGCUGCUACAGUCCGUUCUUUCUCUUGGAAUAUGCAGGAUGAUUCUUUGCUAACCGGAGGAGAAGACGCACAGUUGUUACUUUGGAAACCCGGACCAAUAGAGAAGACAUUUACAAAGAAAGACAGCAUGAAAAUAGCAUCCUCUGUGUCCCAGCGAGUACGAGUUCACAGUAAUGAUUCUUACAAGAGAAGGAAGAAGCAGUGAUGUUCUGUUGGGAGUUUACUUGAGAGGUUUUAUAGUUUCAAGUAGUUAUUUUUGGGUACUACCUGUGAUAGCUAUGUUUAAAGCUCCUGUGUAAAAACAAGCCAGUUAGCAAACAGUCCUGGAGAAAUGUUGAAAAUGGUUUAAUUCAGGUCUUCAUGUAUUCUAAAAUUAUUUUUUUUAAAGCUGCCAGUUGAGUAUAUAAUCAGUGAGUUGAAAGUAAAAUUACAUUCCUCAUUUUUAAAACCCAUCUGUUGAGUUAGUAAAUGUUGGGUUUAAAGAAAUAGCUUUGAUAAGGACUUUUUAGAAGUGGAUGGCUGGUGUGACUUUAAAAAAUCAAGUGGUUUGAGUUUUUUAAGUUUAGGGUUUUUUUUUACAUUUUAAAUCAUCUUCAUUAUUUAUAAAACCAAAUCAGACUUUUCUGUAGGAACUCCCACUUGCUUAAUACACAUAAAUUAAGUUGGAGUAUUUAAAUAUAAAUAUUCCAAUGAUUCUAAGUAGAACUAAGGGUUUUUUUUUUUUAAAUAAAAUGAUUUGCAUCUAUUUUAAAAAAAGAUAUUUAGUAUAUAUUUGCAUCUAUCUGGAUAGAUAUGGAUAGAUAGUUUUUUGUUUUGUUUUGUUUUGUUUUGUUUUUAGUAGGCUCCAC
Molecule: messenger RNA, 1998 nt
Organism: Neogale vison (American mink)
Lineage: Eukaryota; Metazoa; Chordata; Mammalia; Carnivora; Mustelidae
Gene: WDR89
Product: WD repeat domain 89
Exons: 3
Coding region: 192-1355 (387 amino acids)
Molecular function (GO): protein binding
Source: RefSeq, a predicted model, not a curated record